Messenger RNA from Callorhinchus milii (elephant shark), 387 nucleotides. Its product is annotated as guanine nucleotide-binding protein G(s) subunit alpha. Gene Ontology annotation, molecular function: GTP binding; G-protein beta/gamma-subunit complex binding; G protein-coupled receptor binding. NCBI's taxonomy places the organism in Eukaryota, Metazoa, Chordata, Chondrichthyes, Chimaeriformes, Callorhinchidae. The transcript has 3 exons. The annotation marks the transcript as partial. The record is from RefSeq and is a predicted model, not a curated record. Gene Ontology annotation, biological process: adenylate cyclase-modulating G protein-coupled receptor signaling pathway. Gene Ontology annotation, cellular component: heterotrimeric G-protein complex.
CCUCCCUCCCUCACGGCCACAGAUGUGACGGCUAUUAUUUUCGUUGUGGCGAGCAGCAGCUAUAACAUGGUGAUAAGAGAAGACAACAACACCAACAGACUGCGGGAAGCUCUCGAUCUCUUCAAAAGCAUCUGGAACAACAGGUGGCUGCGGACCAUCUCCGUCAUCCUCUUCCUGAACAAGCAGGACCUCCUGGCAGAGAAGGUGCUGGCCGGCAAAUCCAGGAUUGAGGACUACUUCCCGGAAUAUUCACGUUACACCACACCCGACGACGCAAUGCCAGAACCUGGUGAAGAGCCAAGAGUAACGAGGGCCAAGUACUUUGUGAGGGACGAGUUUCUGGUGAGUAAUAAACUCAAACCGAAGGGAGAAACCAUGAAGCAUCCA